Molecule: messenger RNA, 681 nt
Organism: Pelecanus crispus (Dalmatian pelican)
Lineage: Eukaryota; Metazoa; Chordata; Aves; Pelecaniformes; Pelecanidae
Source: RefSeq, a predicted model, not a curated record
AUGACUUUGUGCUUUCAUUCACAGGAGGAAACCGAGUGUCCGUCAUCUCUCUCUGUUAUCAAAGAGAGGACAGCAGGUGAAACUAUAGAGGAUGACUUCUUCCCACCUGAUGAUCUGUCUUCUGAUGAAGAAUAUUAUAUCGAAGAAAGUAAAGCAACCCAGUUCAAGAAAUCAGGCAUGAGGCGCAUAGAUGAUAUCAAGAAGGCAUUUUCAAGGGAAAAUAUCCAAAAGACGAGACAAAAUUUUGGCAAGAAGGUAAACAGGCUUCGAACUAGAAUAGUGACCCCUGAGAGGAGAGAGAGGAUCAGGCAGUCAGGAGAGAGACUGAAACAAUCUGGCAUAAGGAUCAAGAAAACCAUUUCACAAGCUGCCCCAACAAAGGAGACGUUCAAGAUCCAUAAAAAAAAUAAAGAACGAACAGGAGCCGAAGGUCAGGAGGGGAUCCAGGAAGCCAGUGUGCACAUCGACUCUGAGCUUGCAGCAGCAGAGCCCUUCACUGAAGAAAUCUCUUACACAGAAGUGAUCACUAAGGUAAAGAAAGACAAGAAUAGUACAACAAAAGGUGCUUCCCAGUCAACUGAAAAAGGCAUGACAAUGCCAGAAGUUGUUCUUAAGCAGGAAGGAAAAGAAGGAGGAGGACGUGAUGAUGUCCCUUUGCUAGACUUAAAGCAAUCGGCAUAA